AUGUCUGACAGCUCAGAUGAGGGCGUUGAAGAUGGAAUUUGGACUCCUUAUAAAGAAAGAGAUGAAUGGAAGGAUGUGAUACCUAUUCCUCAGGAUGAUGGGCCGAAUCCUGUUGUUGCUAUUGCUUACUCUGAUAAAUUUCGAGAUGCUUACGAUUAUUUCCGCGCUAUUUUAAAAAGCGGCGAAAAAAGUGAACGAGCUCUAGAACUUACAGCUGAUUGUCUUUGGCUUAAUCCCGCUAAUUACACAGUCUGGCAAUACAGACGUGAUAUUUUGAAGGAGCUGGACAAAGAUUUGUACGAAGAGCUCAAGUACAUAGACACGAUCAUUGAAGUAAACUCCAAGAGUUAUCAGGUUUGGCAUCACAGAAAAGUAAUUAUCGAAUGGCUGAGAGAUCCCAGUUGUGAGUUGAAUUUCACUGCAAUGAUCUUGGAAAAAGAUGCUAAGAAUUAUCACACGUGGCAACACCGGCAGUGGUGCAUUCAAGAAUUCAAAUUGUGGGACAAAGAACUGGAGUAUGUUGAACAGCUGUUGAAAGAAGACAUCCGUAAUAACUCAGCGUGGAACCAAAGAUACUUUGUUUUAAAUAAUAUAACGCAAUUUGAAGAUGAUGUUAUAGAUCGAGAAGUUGAUUUUGCUUUGGAAAAAAUAUCUAUUGUUAAAGGAAAUGAAAGCGCUUGGAAUUAUUUGCGAGGAAUCUUGAUGCACGAUAGAAAAGGAGGACUAGCGUAUAAUGAAAAAGUUAUGAAGAAAUGUGAAGAGUUGUAUACAAAUGGAAAUCGUGUUAAUCAUCUACUGGCAUGUAUUAUUGAUAUUUGUCAAGCAAGACAUCCUAAUGAACCUUUGGAUUCGUUUUAUCAUAUAAGUCGCGCAAUUACGGGUAACAGGAAUCAUUGUAAAGAAUUAUCAGAAAAUUAUGACAAAAUAAGAAAAAGAUACUGGGAUUAUGUUGUCACCCAAUUAGAAGAAACUGUUAAAGCAUGA
Cotesia congregata is the source of this 984-nucleotide messenger RNA. NCBI's taxonomy places the organism in Eukaryota, Metazoa, Arthropoda, Insecta, Hymenoptera, Braconidae. The record is from the annotation of a GenBank genome assembly.